AUGACUGCAUUACCCACUCAAGCGACAGUAGCCAUCGUGUCCUUCGAGACCGUCCGAUUCGAUUUGGAGUACCCAGAUGACCUUUCGUUGUUGGAGGACUCGUGUGACUACGUCGACCCUUCUGUGUGCAUCGAGAUGGGUUUAUGGGCUGUAGACCAGGGUUGCGGCAACGACGCCAUGAUUUGUGCAGACACCGCCACGACAAUCCUCAACUCUACCCUAUGGAGCCAUUCCGAUGUGCCCCCCGCCUUCUCCCGUAACGAGCUGGACUGUGACGACUUGAUCGACUCCGCUUUCGACUUGGCGGAUAUUUCGUGCUCGUUGCCCGACAUUGUCAAUACAGUACAUACAGCGAAGUGGGAUGCAACCAACACAUCUCAUUCGUCUGGGGGUAUCGCAAGUGGCACGGUGGAAGGAAGUUGUGCACAGAAUCUGGCUGCGUCAACAUUUCACAGGGCUGUGGUCGCUGCAGACACGCCGGUGGCGAGCGACGUAUCGCCUAUGGUUUGGACCAAAGGUGCCCAAGUCAGCAAGCUGUGCAAAGCUCAUGGAGGACGAUGCAUGUGUAAAGUGGGUGGAUGCAAGAAAACGUCCCAAGGCCUUAACCACGGCGGGAUCCCAUAUCUCCGAAACACUUACUUGGAUGUCUUGAGUUAUGCUGCCCCAUCUGUGUACCUUGAAAGGGGCAUCGUGGACGUCCACUUCUACGAUGGUCGAGUGUGA
This is a messenger RNA of Aphanomyces astaci, 723 nucleotides long. RefSeq lists its product as hypothetical. The transcript has 2 exons. Bases 1 to 723 code for a protein of 240 amino acids. Lineage: Eukaryota; Oomycota; Saprolegniomycetes; Saprolegniales; Verrucalvaceae. The record is from RefSeq and is a predicted model, not a curated record.